AUGGCUGAUACGGCUGUUGAUAUACCAAAAACAAGUGAGUUUAUAUGAAAAUAGAUUUUGUUUUUUUUUCUGUAGUAAACCAUAUCUAACUACUGUAUUUUUUUGUAGACUGGGUUCGUCUUGAGAUUGAGCCUGUCCAAGUGAACUAUGAUGCUGACACCACAUUGAAUUUUGCAACUGUACAAUCUGUUGUACCAGGAGCCCAUGGACUUUAUUAUCGAGACUCGGGGGAGCGAAAAGCACUCUUGUAAGUUGAAUUUAAAUAAAAAACUGGCAACCUGCCAGCCAGUGGCUGCCUGCCAAAAUUAUAAUAUUUUUCAACCUAUUUUUUCUGAAGGUUAUCUUCUUACAUUAGUUAAUUAAAAAAUAAAGUGAAAAUAUUACAAAUCACAUCACAUUGUCCUCUAUUCUUAUCAUUUGAAACAAAAGAUGUUCCUUAUUUAAUUAGUGAGAAUGUCUCUUGUUAAUUUCCAAGAAAAUUUUGCAAUUCAAAAGAAUUAUGAUAUCUCUGUGAUAUAGAUUAAUAUAAACAAUGUUUUCGAAUAAACCGGUUUUGAUGUGAGAGAUUAUUGAACUCUCUUAUCAAUUUUUUUUGUAGAUUCGACAACAAUACUGGAAAAGUUUACCCACCACCAAGCGGAUGGGAAUCUUCACCAAUUUAUAUUCAUUUGGGUAAGACCAAACCAAACAUGUAAUAACUCAAACAUCAAUCUGUUUUAGCGCAUGGCCACAAACAUGGAACACACUUUGCUGACUACACCAAAGCAAACGAUGCUUUUGAGAAGAACAUCUCAGCUGUUCAAAAACUUUUUGCUGCUGCUGGACUCGGAAGAUCAAGCCAAGUUCCAAGAUCAACCGGUGCGAAGACUCGCGCUCGCAGCACUUCCAAAAAACCAACUCCCAGUCAAUUUGAAGCUCAACCAGAAAAUGUGAACAUCAGUGAAGAGAGUGAGGCAUCAGCUGAGAAGAUUGAUCCACAAGUUGAGAAGUUGAAGAACAAGAAUGCUGAAUUGAAAUCGAGGUUUGUGUUUUUUUUCAUUUCCCAAAAAAUCAUGUAAUUUACGGACUUAGAUUAGGAUCAUGGAAUCCCAGAAUUCGAUAAUAAUUUUUUGUUUCUAACAUUAAAAAUUGCUCCCGAAGCUUUACAGAAUAAUAUUUGAAAUCUUUAAAUUCGAUGGAGUGUUAUCCCAAAAUCAUCACACAAUUACUUUUUUUUUCUAGGAAACUUGAAAAAGUCCCUUUGUAGAGUCCCAAGGUAACCUGAACUUUUGGUAUAGGUUCGAUCUCUUCUCUCUUUUUGAAUCAGUGGAUUUGAAAAAAACACGUACAGACUUUUUUUUGCUUUUCUCUUCUCUCCCAAUAGAUAAGAAAAAAUUCCUGAAACAAAUCAAAUCUUGAAACUAUUUGUUUGUUUACCAUCUCAAAUUAAUCAACAGUGACACUUUAUUUGGGUGGAACUAGAGAAUCUUCAAUUUUUUUUCAAAAUAUUUUCACUUCUCAACCCAUGACAUCCGAAGAAAGGUGAUCCAUCAAAAAACUUUUUUGUUCCAAAACCCUUUUUUCCAGAUUGCGAGAAUACAAACAAGAUUUGUCGGCUGCCAAUGACAAGAUCAAAAGGUUCGUGUUGUGAUUUUUAAAAGAAAAAAAUAGUUGACAGAAAUUUUUUGACAGAUUAUCAAAGAAGUUGGAAAGUGUUAAGGCUUCGGGAUACUUUGAAGAAUUUGAAGACAAGUUUGUCAAGUUUGAUACUGAUGGAGAUGAUAAAAGAUCACAAGAUCAAGAUGAAGAAGUGAAGUAUGAUAUUUUAUUUAUUUUUUAAAUAAAUUGAAGAGAAAACAACAAUCUGAAAAUUUUUCAGCAACCUUCACACAAUCAUCGAAGAGCUUCGCAACAAAUUGGCAACUACUGAAGCUGACAAAAAAGAUAUUGAAUCAACACUUGGAGAACACCAAGAAUUGUUGAAAAACACCAAAGAAAAGUUAGUAGCACCACAAAUUUUCCAUAAGGUUCAUAAAAUAAUUCAGGGUCUCUUACCUCGAAGGUCAAUUGAAACCAGAAGUUCAAGACGAGAAUAAAACCACUGCUUUCCGCUCAUUGGAAGUCAAACUUUCAUUGGCUAAUGGAAAUUUGAGACAACUCGAAAGCGAAAAACAACAAUUACAAGAAGCCAACUGGUAUGCCAAUGAGCGUUUAAGCAAAUUGGAACAAGAAAAUGGGUAUUUGAAGGGUAUUACUGAACAAUUGAAGUGAGUUUGUUUUUUUUUUGAAAAUUGUUUUGUGGAGGGGUUUUCAGAAUCAAAAAAUUAAUAAUUUUAAAAUGAAUGGGAAACGAUUUUAGAGUUUUUCUUAAGUCUGAUUCCCCAAAAAAUUAUAUUUUGAAAAUUUUCAGCAAUUCUAAACUCAGGAUUAAUAAACUUCAUCUUUCAAAUUCAAAAUCUGUGGUUAAAAAAUAGAAAAAAUACUCUUUUUUGAAAAAUUUGUCAUUAUUUUUCAUUUCCAAACAUAGUCAAAUAUGAUAAAUUUCAGAGCUCGUGCUGACACAUCACACUGUGAAAAAUUGUUGAAGGAAAGCGAAAAACGCGUCUGGGAAUUGAACGAAGAAAAAAGCAAACUUGAAUGGCGUUUGGGUGAAUUGUCACAAUGGUGGAAUGAUACUAAAUGGAAGUAUGUUGCUUCUUAAAAAUCUGAAAAAAAAAAAUUUCUAGAAAAAUAUAUAAAAAAUGUUUGCAGAGUCGGUGAACUUGAAGCCUCAGUGGCGCAACAACGAAAUUUGCUUGAUACAGCAAACGCUAAAAUCCUUAGUCUCAACGAUGAGUAAGUUCAUUUUUAUUUAUUUCCAUUUAUUUUUUUAAUUUUCUUUAAAAUCUAUAUCUGUUUAGGUUAAUACAGGAGGUCAGGUAAGAAAAUCAGGGUGUUUUGAUUUUUCUUCUGUUUUUCUUGAUGUUAUAACGGUUUGUGUGAAAACAAUACUAUGUUGUGAAACAUAAUUUUGAAAUCUAAAAAAAAUCACAAAACAAAAAAAAUCAUAUCAUUUUCAGAAGUCACACCGGAACAUUGAACUUGCCAACUGAUGGAUUCACCAUCAGCCAAAACACACAAGGUUCAUGGAAAUUGGCCAAGUGAGUUUAUCCCAAGUCUCCUGAUUUCCUCCCAUAACUCAUUUUCAAUUUAGCGGAACAGCUCAACCAACUUUCACUUAUCCAUCAAUCCCAUUGAUCCCAGCUACAAUCCCAACAUUUCCUGGAACUUUAGCUGGAUUCAGCAGCAAUUCUGGUGAACGACAAGUUACUCUUACUAUCAGCGAUAUUGAAAAUGAUGUUUAUUUGACUGUAAAUAUUCUGAAACCUUUUUAAAAUAUUUUUUUAUAAAAAAAAUGUUUUCAGGGCUCAUUCAUUAACUGGAAGUGUGCCUUGAAAUGCGAAAAAUUGCCAAGUGGAAAGAAAGGAGUUGCUGUAACUUUGGCCAGAGGAAGACACGAGUUCCGCUUCAUGAAUAAUGGCGAAUGGGUAACAUCGAACGAUUAUCAACAAGUUCCAAAUGGCUUGGGCGGACAGAACAACAUCAUUUAUGUCGAAUAA
Messenger RNA from Caenorhabditis angaria, 3578 nucleotides. The record is from the annotation of a GenBank genome assembly. NCBI's taxonomy places the organism in Eukaryota, Metazoa, Nematoda, Chromadorea, Rhabditida, Rhabditidae.